Molecule: messenger RNA, 149 nt
Organism: Racocetra persica
Lineage: Eukaryota; Fungi; Glomeromycota; Glomeromycetes; Diversisporales; Gigasporaceae
Source: the annotation of a GenBank genome assembly
AUUCAGAUACAAUGUUAAACCUUCUGAAAAAAAGCAUUUUACUUUUGAUAACAUUCCCGACUUGACUGGAAAAGUUGCGGUCGUUACGGGAGGAAAUGCUGGUAUAGGAUAUAUUACAUCAGAGAAUUGGGCAAAUAAAAUGCACAUGU